AUGGCACCUACUCAAGCUUUCAUUACCAGCUAUCCAACCAGGUUGGCCAAAUAUGGCAAUCCCUUCUACACGCCUGUAAUACCGGCUGCGACGAUAGCCCCUGCCUCGAGAACGACCAAGCGCGGGACUACAAUCAUCAACUAUGCCGAUGAUGCCUACGACGAGGACGAUUUUGACGAGAGCGAAGGUCAACGCCGGCCAACGGGUCUGCGGUCGCUACGCCGCGAUGAAGCACAAAACAAGGAUGCUGCAAGUCAGAAGCUUGGAAAGGAGAUAUACCGCCCGGUGGAAGUGCAAGGCAUUUACAGAGAUUGGAUGACCAGGCGUACGGUCAAGCCCACGUAUGACCCCAUAUUCUUGAACCUCUGGAGACGUGAGCCGGAUGAGUUCUCACGCUGUGUUUAUCCCAGGACGGACCAGCAGGUCCACAUACAAUCUCAGCUUCCCCUCACCCUCAUUCCCAUCCGAAUUGAUAUCGAUGUUCCUGCUUCCCAACGUGACCCGCCAUUUCCACUGACGCGAAAUGCCACCGAAGUCGGCUUUCAUUCAGGAAUGGUCGCUUUUCAGAGACCCGAGCCAUCCCCUGCAUACCGGAUUCGUGAUAUAUUCUUAUGGAACCUUCAUGAGUCUCUGCUCACUCCCGAUGAUUUUGCGCAGACUCUUGUUCGAGAGCUCGAUCUUCCCAAUCCGGUAGCGCUUACAAUGUCGAUCAGCAACCAGAUAAGAUCACAGCUUGAAGAAUACGCUGGCACUGCUAUGCACCCUCUCUUCCAUCGUCAGUCCGAACCCGUUACGAAAGACGGUAUUGUGACUACCCAAAAUACUGCGAAUGGUGAUUCAAAUGUUGCUACUCCGAGGCCAUCUCUAGCUCCUCCACCUUCACGUCCCUCUUCCGUGACACCCGGUGCCACAACCCCUCUUCCUGAUGCCCCGACCUCUCAUCUGAACAAUACGGGUAUAGUUGCACAAGCGUCAGUCAUACCAGCUGAGCCGUCACUAGAUCCUAUGAUGCAAGACACUCCUAGCCAAGACUUCGACCCCUUUCUCAACCCGGACGAUACCUACCGGUGCUGGAUUAGCCUCACAAUAUCACUUUCUUCCCGAUUGUACACCGAUAAGUUUGAGUGGUCAUUAUUGCAUCCCCCAGGCUUUGCUGAGGUGUUUGCACGUCAAACAUGUGCUGAUCUAGGACUUAAUGGGGAAUGGGUUCUAGCUAUCACUCAUGGUAUCUAUGAGGCUGUGCUGAAGUUGAAAAAGGAGACCUUCGAACCAGCCACGCUCACCUCAGGAGGAGGUGUAUGGACUCAGGAUGGUAUUGACAACCAGGCAGUAAGGGAUGAGGAAGGGGCUGGUUGGAGAUACGACGCGGAGGAUUUUGGGGCAGAAUGGGAGCCUAGGGUGGAGGUAUUAAGCAAGGAAGAAAUCAAAAAUCGGGAAUUCGCCAGGGAGCGGCAGCUGCGGAGGGUCCGAAGAGAGACCGCUAAAUUCAGCUCUACAACCGGUAUGGUUUCGAGUACACGGGAACAAGAAGCUCAAUCCAGAGGUAGCUAUUUCGAUCCCCCGGGCGGUAUGGCAGGUGGUGAUAUUGACACCCCCAACAUGGGUAGAGGAGAGCGAAGCAAGAAGAAGAGACGGUUCCGUUCGCUGAGUCCGGUUGCAAAAGCUCUUGCCACUCCAGGAGAAGUUGCUAAUGGGCCUACUACUGCUUGGGCCGGUCCGGAGAGCAAGCUUCAGGAAUAUGAGAGGCAGAACUGGAGAUGCAGCUGGUGUCAUGUGUGGGGCGCCGGUGUCUGGGCUGUUCGUGACGGGCCUGCUGGUCCACGGACACUCUGUAACAACUGUGGCUUGCUGUACGAAAGGGAUAAGAAGCUCCCAGUAUGGUCAGAACAACUGCACAAGCAUGACAUACCAGUUGGACGGUAA
Endocarpon pusillum Z07020 is the source of this 1923-nucleotide messenger RNA. RefSeq lists its product as uncharacterized. Gene Ontology annotation, molecular function: zinc ion binding; transcription coregulator activity. Gene Ontology annotation, biological process: chromatin remodeling; regulation of transcription by RNA polymerase II. Lineage: Eukaryota; Fungi; Ascomycota; Eurotiomycetes; Verrucariales; Verrucariaceae. The transcript has 2 exons. The coding region runs from base 1 to 1923 and encodes 640 amino acids. The record is from RefSeq and is a predicted model, not a curated record. Gene Ontology annotation, cellular component: nuclear chromosome; nucleus; RSC-type complex.